This is a messenger RNA of Oreochromis niloticus (Nile tilapia), 1878 nucleotides long. It is a transcript of the gene wdr55, whose product is annotated as WD repeat domain 55. Lineage: Eukaryota; Metazoa; Chordata; Actinopteri; Cichliformes; Cichlidae. Gene Ontology annotation, molecular function: protein binding. Bases 53 to 1312 code for a protein of 419 amino acids. The transcript is spliced from 4 exons. The record is from RefSeq and is a predicted model, not a curated record.
ACCUGCAUCGCUUCUUUAAUUCAACGUGGAAGAAGAAGAAAGGCAAAACAACAUGGCAGCUACCACAGAACACGUUGAAGUAGCGACAGAAAGUUCAGAAACUGAACAAAAAGAAGCUCCAGAAACUACCCAAGACCCCGAAACGUCUGAUUCUGAGCCGGCCGGCUCAGAGCCAGAUCCGGACCCUGAUGAGGACGAAGACGAGGAUGCGGGCGAGCCGCAAGGACCGAGAAUCCGAGAUACCCCCAUGGACCUCCGGCUGGAAGCGAUCGCCAACACGGUUGCUCUGCACCCGACCAGGGACGUGCUGGCCUGCGGGGACGUGGACGGGGACGUGUACGCUUUCUCGUACUCGUGCACGGAGGGCGAGAACCGGGAGCUGUGGUCCUCCGGGCACCACCUGAAGUCCUGCCGCCAGGUGCGCUUCACGGCGGACGGAGAGAAGCUGUACAGCGUGUCCCGGGACAAGGCCGUGCACCAGCUGGACGUGGAGCGGGGGCAGCUGGUAACACGGAUCCGGGGGGCCCACGGGGCUCCAAUCAACAGCUUGCUGCUUGUAGACGAGAACGUCGUGGCGACCGGAGACGAUGGAGGCACCUUAAAGGUGUGGGAUAUGAGGAAGGGGACUGCCAUCAUGGACCUGAAACACCACGAGGAUUACAUCAGUGACAUCACUGUGGACCAAGCCAAGAGGAUCCUGCUCACAGCCAGUGGCGAUGGCACCAUGGGCGUCUUCAACAUCAAAAGGCGGCGGUUUGAGCUGCUGUCUGAAUACCAGAGCGGCGAUCUUACCUCGGUGGCGCUGAUGAAACGGGGCAAGAAGGUGGUUUGCGGCUCCAGCGAGGGGACCAUCUACAUCUUCAACUGGAACGGCUUUGGAGCCACCAGUGACCGCUUCGCUCUCAAGGCUGAGUCCAUAGACCAAAUCCUCCCAAUCACUGACAGCAUCAUGUGCACCGCCUCCACAGACGGAUACAUCAGAGCCGUCAACCUUCUUCCCAACCGGGUCAUCGGCUGCAUCGGGCAGCAUGUUGGUGAACCCAUUGAAGAGCUCACUAAGUCUUGGGACUCGCGUUUCCUGGUCAGCUGUGCCCACGACCAGCUCAUAAAGUUCUGGGAUAUUUCCAGUUUACCCAACACGACUGUCAACGAGUACCGCAAGAGGAAGAAGAAAAAUGGUCGGAUGAAGUCUCUCACCAAGAAGGCCCAUGGUGACAAUGACUUCUUCUCAGGACUUGUUGAGGAAACUGAGAAGAAGGAGGGAGAGGAACAGGAGGAAGAGGAGGAUGACAGUGACAGCGACAGCGAUUGAAAAUGGAAGUCAUUAUGCCUCUUCGGAUAGAUUAGUCCUAAAGAAUGGGUGUUUCUGCUGUUUGGGCCAGGCUUUUGCUUUUGAUGGAUCCCAGUAUUGUUAGACUCUGACCAAGAAACAAACAGCCACUGAGGACUUUACAUGGAUUUAUUUUCUCUUGAAAUGUGCUGGGAUUAAAUGUCUCAGAGGGGAAAAUGCUCUUUAAUAUUAAUACUGUAAAUCAGUACUGGCUCUGUAGUGGUCUGUUCUGCAUGUUGAAACUCAGUGCUUCCAUGAUACAGUCCAUCAAAUGUUAAUUUAAUUAGUGGGAAGUUUUGGAGAUGCCUGUUGUCAGCCAUAUUAAAAUAACUGAUAAGAACUUUAAUAUUAGAUGUUGUGGUAUCAGUAGUUGGGUGAUGGAUCGAUGAACAAUUCCCAAACCUGAGUAACGCUAAGAUCCAAAAACAGUCUUUGCUGUCACAUUUAUAGGCCUUGUAAAUUUGCUGAAACUGUAGUUGUAUUAAACUCAUUUCUCUCAAUAAAAGCAUUGUUUAUAUUGUAUGGAUUUCUCAUUUGAACUAAUAAAA